This is a messenger RNA of Haliotis rubra (blacklip abalone), 822 nucleotides long. RefSeq lists its product as uncharacterized. Lineage: Eukaryota; Metazoa; Mollusca; Gastropoda; Lepetellida; Haliotidae. The coding region runs from base 293 to 703 and encodes 136 amino acids. The transcript is spliced from 3 exons. The record is from RefSeq and is a predicted model, not a curated record.
AUAUGUGAUCACAACAAGAUAAAUUGUUAAAACAAAUGUUUACACCCCAGGGAAAAUAUGAAAUGUUUCCUUCACUAAAAAAAGGAUAGGAAGUGAAAAGGUCUGGGCUAAUUUCGGGUUUUAUGCGUUAUUUGUUCUGAAGGCAGUUGAAGAUCACGUGGUCACAUCCUAUGUUGAACGGAAGAAGUGGCAGCAACACCUCGCAGACUUCUACCAGUACUGGAGUGACAACUCUCAACACCGAUCCUUGCUGCUGCCAGACCUACUCCGGAACAUUGGUCUGAAAGACAGGAUGGCCAAGUUUAUGACAACUGAUAAAGACUCUUGGGCUGUGAGCCCCUUCCAGAGGAGCAGCUAUCUCCAGUGGUGUCGGUGCACACGUCUGACUGGUGGAACCUGGUCCAGCAAGCCUGUCAUGAUCUGCACCUUCUGUAAACACAAGCAACAGUGCUUCAACCCCGCCAACAGGUGGCAGGCUCAGGCCUCGUGUGUGAUCUGCGGAACCCACGUCUUCAGCCACAUGACGGCCACCGCUAGUCUGUGUACAUUCCACGGUGUAGGUACUCCUACCAGUGCCAAGUGUGUCGUCUGCAACAGGCACAUGAAUCUCAAUGUUAAAAUUUCUGGGGACGUGCAGGGACGUCUGUGUGGUCAGUGUGGAUUUGGUAACUAUGGGAAGAUGUGUUGCCAUGUUGGUCAGUAGGAAAUAAGGGAGUACUGCACUUUACCGGGCGCACUUUUUCAGAUUAAUUAGCGCUGCUGGGGCUCGAACGCGCUUCGCCGGAUUACUGACUUCGUUAAUUAGUGACGUAAUUGGCGGAC